This is a messenger RNA of Hypoxylon fragiforme, 2678 nucleotides long. Its product is annotated as pyridoxal phosphate-dependent transferase. The coding region runs from base 1 to 2445 and encodes 814 amino acids. The record is from RefSeq and is a predicted model, not a curated record. The transcript is spliced from 4 exons. NCBI's taxonomy places the organism in Eukaryota, Fungi, Ascomycota, Sordariomycetes, Xylariales, Hypoxylaceae.
AUGAGAAAAGCAUCAACAGCAGGGCUCAUCGCUCUGCUAUCAUCGCAAUGCGCCUCCCUGCCCCCUUCAAGAUCCCCUUCUAACGCAACCAGCAAACCAAAGCCGAGGUCGGAAGACAGGACAUACCCACCCUGCACCCACGAAGACUUCCCCAACUUCCUCGUCCGCGACUGGCACGGCGUGACGCACCCGGACAACGGCACCGAGACCUUCCACUUCACGCUCGAGGCCUCCUUCAGCGGGUACACCUCCUUCUGCAGCGGCGAGCGCGCCGACCCGUAUGCCAGCAGCGGGCGCACCGCGUGCGAAGUAAGCGACGAGGAUGCGUUUAUCGGCGCGACGUUUGACUUCUCGAGCAACGACUACAUCAGCAUCGAGCACACCUACCUGUGCGACCGCGGUCUGGAUCUGGCAACAUCGGAAUCGGAAAGCAGCAGCAGCAGUAGCAACAGUAACGCCGACCCUCGGAACCAACUAGCCCGAGCCAUCGGCACCGGCAACGGGCGCCUCGCGCUCAGCCUCGUCGACACGCCGGAGGGGCCGUACACGGGGACGGAAGGGGACAACCUGGCGAUCGCCGCGUACACGACCACCGCGCACCCGCUCCCGCUCCCCGCCUGCGCCUCCGCCUCCGCCUCCGCGCACUUCGCGUGGGAGGUCCAGAACUUCGAGUUCCGCGGCGCGCGGCUGCCGGGCGGCUCGUCGGCGACGGUGACGUUCGACCUGUACAACCGCGCGAACGAGUUUGCGAUCAACUGCCAGGCGGCGAGCGUGUCGUCGGGUGGCGGGCGGCUGCUGCUGCUGCUGCUGCCGCUGCCGAAUGAUACGCGGCUGAUUGACCCGCAGACGAGGUGGGCGUGUCCGGCGGGGUUCCGCGAUGAUCUGAUUCCGCCCGAGGCGUAUCCGGCGACGGGGUUCUGGUUUGACGGGGGGAGGAAUGAGGUGGUUGUUGAGCAGACGUGGAGGUGUGAGGGGGGGGAUGGGGGGGAGAUUACGUAUUCGGCGACGGGGAGCACGGUUCUACCGUUAGAAUGCGUAGAAAUUCCCUCUUCAAGCGAUCCUGAUGCGAUUCCGAUUGCUAUGGGCUCUGUAAAUGAAAACUUAGUUUUGCGCAAUGGCGCAAAGGGGGGCCAAGAAGAUACCACAACCACAACCACAACCCCUAUAUUCGGCCAGCGACUCCUCCAACACUUCGACUUCGAGCCAACAUACCGCAACUUAAAUCAUGGCUCCUUCGGCGCCAGCCCCCGCCACAUCCGUCAAAAGCUCGCGCACUACCAAGCCCUCGCCGAAGCGACCCCGGACCACUUCAUCCGGUACCAGCUCCCGGACCUGCUCAACGAAUCCCGGGAAGCCCUGGCAUCUCUCCUGCACGCACCCCCGGACACCAUCGUCCUCGUCUCGAACGCGACGCUCGGCGUGAACACGAUCCUGCGCAACAUGGUCUGGAGCCCCGACGCCCGCGACGCCAUCCUCCACUUCACCACCAUCUACGGCGCGUGCGGCAAAACCAUCGACUACCUCGUCGACUCCAGCCUCGGCCUCGUGUCCGCGCACGCCAUCCCCCUGACGCUCCCCCUCGAGGACAGCGCCAUCGUCGCCGCCUUCCACGCCGCCGUGCAGGCGUGCGCCGCGGGCGGCAAGCGCGCGAGAGUCUGCGUCUUCGACACCGUGUCCAGCCUCCCGGGGAUCCGGAUGCCGUUCGCGGCGCUCGCGGCGGCGUGCCGGGAGGCGGGCGUGCUGAGCCUCGUCGACGGCGCGCAGGGCGUCGGCAUGCUGCCGGACCUCGACCUCGCCGCGCUGGACCCGGACUUCUUCGUCAGCAACUGCCACAAGUGGCUGCACGUCCCGCGCAGCUGCGCCGUCCUGUACGUCCCCGUGCGGAACCAGGCCAUGAUGGCGUCGACGCUGCCGACCUCGCACGGGUAUGUGGGCGCGGGCCGGGGGGAGCGGUUCAACCCGCUGCCGAAGGGGCACAGCUCGGCGUUUGUGAAUAACUUCCAGUUCGUGGGGACGCUCGACACGAGCGCGUAUCUGUGUGUCAAGGAUGCGAUAUUGUGGCGGGAACAGGUGCUGGGUGGGGAGGCGAAGGUGAUGGCGUAUGUGGAGACUUUGGCGAGGGAGGGCGGGAGGAGAGUGGCGGAGAUGCUGGGCACGGAGGUGUUGGAUAAUAAGAGUGGGAGCUUGGCGAGGUGCGCGAUGACGAAUGUUGCGCUGCCGCUCGAGGUGGAGGAGGUUAUGGGGGGGGAGGGGGCGUUGGAUUGGAUGGUGGGGAAGAUCAUGGAGGAGUAUAACACGUUUUUGCCGAUAUAUGCGCACGCCGGUCGCGUGUGGGUGAGGAUAAGCGCGCAGGCGUACUUGGAAAUGGAGGAUUUUGAGUGGGCGGGCAGGAUGCUGCGCGAUGUUUGCGAGGGGGUGAAAAGGGGGGAGCAUCGGAGUUCGUGAGCUGACUGACCUAUGGGUUUUUAUAUACUUUUUAUCUAUGAUAUCACUGAGUUGUAACUACUUGCGUCAUCAGGUGAGUAUGAAAGCUUUAAGGGGUCAUUAUGAAAAGAUGGGAUUGGAAUUUCAUAAGAUAAAUAAGUCUCUGUGGUUGUUUUCAAUGUUGUAUUUAGAUGAUAGCAAGAACAGAACGGCUGGCCACGUGUUUUGUAACUUCCACAGCCUCUAGAUACGCC